CGCAGAAACUAGAGGAACCGGGUGGAUGGUUGAGGUUUCGCUUUCUCGGCUCUUAACAGAGGACUGGUCAGUAGCCUGCCGGCGGAAGGGCCCGCCGCCCGGAGCCUGGUUAAAAGACAGGCGGGGAGGAGGAAUGCAUCCUAUGAGAACAGGGCGGCCUCCUUUGCCCUGUUCCGUCCUUUAGUAUUGAAAAUCCGAGCGCGAAGCCAGAGCAGUAGGGAAGCUUUAAGCUGCCAGGAAGAAACAGAAUUGGAGUCAUUUUUGAAAGAAGUCAAGAACAGAGAUGGCCAGCUGGCAAGAAAGUAACAGCUCUGUUAGCACCAAUGGGACAGAUUUAACAAUUGGUUUCACCUCUUCAGCAAUAGCAGUCUUCUUAUUUGGAACAAACUUUGUACCGGUUAAGAAAUUUGACACUGGUGAUGGAAUGUUCUUCCAAUGGAUUCUCUGUACUGCUAUCUGGAUAGUUUCAUUAAUCGUCAACCUUAUUCAGAACUGCCCUAGGUUUUGGCCUCUCGCUAUGGUUGGGGGCUUUUUGUGGGCUACAGGUAAUGUAACAGUUGUCCCCAUUGUUAAAACCAUUGGGCUGGGCCUUGGGCUCUUAAUCUGGGCUUCUUUUAACUUGCUAACUGGCUGGGCAAGUUCAAGGUUUGGCUGGUUUGGAAUUGAUCCAGAAGAGGUAGCAAAGCCAGUCUUAAACUAUGUGGGAGCUGGACUUUCAGUUUUAAGCACUAUCCUGUUUCUUUUUGUAAAAACUGAUGUUCAGAGUUCUUCGCCAUCAUCAGAAAGCACUCCAUUAUUAAGAGAACAUUCAAUCAAUACUUCUGAACAUAGGAAUGAAAACAGGAAUGAUCCGUCAUGGGUAGACAGUCUUUCUCCGCUGGGAAAGAGGAUAGUAGGCUGUUGCCUGGCUGUGAUAGCUGGAAUACUGUAUGGUUCUAGUUUUGUGCCUGUGCUUUACGUCAAGGACCAUGGCAGAAGAAAUGGAACGGCAUAUACAGGAGCGAGUCAGUUUGAUUUAGAUUAUGUCUUUGCGCAUUUUAGCGGCAUCUUCCUUACAAGUACCAUCUACUUUUUGAUCUACUGUGCAGUAAUGAAAAAUCAUCCUAAAGUGUAUCCUGAAGCCAUAAUCCCAGGAUUUGUAUCUGGCGUAUUGUGGGCAAUAGCCACUUGCUGUUGGUUCCUGGCAAAUCGUUACCUCAGUGCUGUGGUUAGUUUUCCAAUAAUUACUGCGGGUCCUGGCUUUAUAGCUGCAAUGUGGGGAGUCCUGGUCUUUAAAGAAAUAAAGGGUCUGAAAAAUUAUUUUUUACUCUUAGUAGCCUUUUGUGUUAUUUUGGCUGGGUCACUCUCAACAGCUUUUUCUAAAGUUUGAAGAACAUAAUUUGAACCAACAGAUGGCAGCAGCAAUAAAGGCAUUUAAGCUAUGCCAGAAGAUUGUAUAUUUUCUUGGAUCACAAAUACCGUCACUUUCACUAGUGAGAGAGUCCGUAAAUCAAGAACUAUUUGCACUAAAUGCAGAUGAUUUCGUUGUGUUCGGAAAAAUAAGAAGAAAUCUUUUUAAUGCUUAAAGGUUGGACUAUCGUGGAAUGAAAUCUGACUCAGAAUGAUUCUCUGAAGUAUUAUUGGUGCAGGGAAGUAAUAUCUGUGUUAUGGAGCAUGCUGUCUUUCUUUUUCAUAUUUACAGAGGACUUCUUAACAAGGAUCACUAUAUCUGGAGAUACUGGUUGUUUUCAGAUACCUGGAUUGGAGCCCACUCCCAGUUCCCCUGAGUUUCAGAACAGGGGCUUACCAUGUGGUUCUUUGAAGCAUAGCCAUAAGCAGCAGUCCUUGUGAAACACGAAGUCCUUUGUGCAGGAGCAAGGAAUAAAAGGAAGCCACGCAUUUGUCGAAGGCCCAUAGCUUAGUGAUAAAACACAUGGGAUUGAGUCCAGGCAGCUUUUUCACUCCCAUCUCAUUCAGUUAUCUUUCUUGCUACAGCCUCCAUCCCAUGACUUUUAUGCAGGUCCCAUUAUCCCUACCAUAACCUUUUCAAUAGUCAAAGUGGGCUCUCUCCCUUUUUCAUCAGUGGAAAAGCUGGUUGGAUCUAACACAUAUAUUGUAAGUGUGAAGUCCCAAGUUCAAUCUUCAGUAUGUCCAGUUAAAGGAUUUCAGGUAGAUAUUGUGUGGUGCUGCGAGUCAUACUGGGAAUAAUCAACAGCUUCAUUCAAUACAAGGAAGCUUCCUAUGAGGUCAAACAGAUCUUUAUUACCAAAGUAGGAUCGCAGCGGUACCAAAUAACUAUGGUAUCGGUUAUCUUUCAAAAGAACAUUGACUUAGAUUUUCAUUUAUAUUUUUCCACGUAUUAUAUUAUUUUAAUGUUUAUUCUGAGGAGUUAGCCAUGUUAGUCUGUAAUUGCAAAAUAGUAUAGAGUCCAGUAGCACCUUUAAGACUAACCAAUUUUAUUGUAGAUAAGCUUUUGAGAACCACAUGCAUCUGAUGAAGAGAGCUGUGGUUCUCGAAAGCUUAUGCUACAAUAAAGUUGGUUAGUCUUAAAGGUGCUACUGGAUUGUUUACUAAUGUGUAUUCUGUUGUGUAUUAAUAUCCCUUAUUGUUCCUUAUGUUAAAAUCAUUUAUGGUUUAUUAAAGUUGAACUUUAAUCAA
Molecule: messenger RNA, 2637 nt
Organism: Eublepharis macularius
Lineage: Eukaryota; Metazoa; Chordata; Lepidosauria; Squamata; Eublepharidae
Gene: TMEM144
Product: transmembrane protein 144
Exons: 12
Coding region: 284-1369 (361 amino acids)
Biological process (GO): carbohydrate transmembrane transport
Cellular component (GO): membrane
Molecular function (GO): carbohydrate transmembrane transporter activity
Source: RefSeq, a predicted model, not a curated record